UCCUUCUCUUCAUUAAACUAGACAUACCCAAUUCCAGCAGCCGUUCCUCAUAUGCUUUAGCCUCCAGUCCCCUAAUCAACUUUGUUGCUCUUCUCUGUACUCUUUCUAGAGUCUCAACAUCUUAGUAUGGCUUAACACAAUGGUCUCUUUCACACACUUGCUAAGAUAGUGAUGGAAUUUCUGCCCCAUUUUUACCUAAUCUGGCAUAUGAAAGCCAGCUAGUAUGUUCUGAACAUUUUACUGUUUUGCUGUCAGAGAAAAAUUGGGUAGCAAAUCAGUAGAAAGCAGUUUUCCUGGUCUCUGACAAAUGGAACAUAGUGGACGUGCUCAGUUGUUUAAUGCCAAUACCUAUUGAAUAUUCACUGCAAGGCAACAAAUUGUAAACAGUAUUCAUAUUUUCUAGUUUGAUGUCUACCACAGAGAUAAGUUGUUUAAUCUAUUCUGCUUAACCUCUGCAACAGAAGAAGAGGAUAAGAUGCUUAUUUCUCAGGGACAGUGGGUUUUGGAAAUGGCAAAUAAGUCCUGAGACAGUCAGCCUAUUGGCAAUGCAGCAAUACAGUAUCUAUUUUGUUACGUUUAGAAUUCUGUGUCACACUCAGCUUACAAAAUUUCACAUCUCCGAUUAACACAAUACUUCUUUGCAGCAUAAUCUGAGCUCUCUCAGAAUGACCAUGACGGAAAAGAGAAGAUGUAUUGUUUUUCAUUUUCCUUUUGAAAUUAGGGAGUUGGCUUUUCUUUCCCACAGUGCUGAGCUGUCAGAAAUGCACAAUGAAUCAGCAUUUGUUGACUCGGUCAAUAAAUAAUUAAACAUGUGCUUGACAAGGAAGAUACAUGUUUCAUCUCCAGAAAUUAUCUGCCUUGGUUUCACCGGGUCUAUUGUGAUUGUCUUUCUUGGGCUGCCUCUCAGAGAUCCUGAUUUUCCCCCCACCCCAGCCCAGCCCAGCCCCCCACAAAGUUUUUAAUCCUUGACUGAUUGCAAACAUCACCAACUUCUAUUAGGGUACACUCCCUUGAUUUUAUCUAGCAGACUUCCUUCCAUGAAUAGCUGCAUUGGAUUGAAAGAGAUGAGCAUUCAGUCAUCAAGAACUGUGUGACUUCUUUGAGAAAGAGAAACCACCCUGCAGAUAUAUGAAGCUAAAAUUCUACUUAAUGAAUUGUAGAAGCUACCUGGAAGGCACUUGAUCACGAAAAAGCAGUGUAUAGAUCUCUGGUGUUGAAUCAAAGCAUUCUGAGACAGAGCCACAAUUUUAUCCUGAGAAAAAGCCUUAUUUGGGUGUGGGUUAAGUGCUGCAUGGCUUGAUUCCCAUGAAAUUAUUGGCUCUUUGUGUUUCUUAGGAAAAUACUAGGCAAUCAAGGUAUAGAGUAUAGUUGGUUGUUGCAGUGAAUUUUGUAUGGGAUGUUAUUUUUUUUCAUUGCUUUACCUUGUAAACUGCCUAGAGCCACCCAGUGAAGCAUAUUCACCAGCAGUGGAUUUUCAAAGUGACAAACAAAGCCACAGUCUGGUGACCCUCCUCCAAUGGAUUCUGUUCAGAUUUUACAACCCUUUGUGAGAAUGAAGGCUGUCACACAAUUAGUAGAGCCUCUCUGUGAGUUUUAACAAGGUUAGAGGUAAAUAGCCCAAAGCCAAUCUAACCCAUUACCAUAACAAGGGACCCAGGAAGAGGAGGACUAAAGGCCAGGGCAGCAGGCCCCCAAGAAACCCAAAGAUUAGACUUUUUUUGUUGUUGUUAAUUGCGAAGUCGUGUCCGACCCAUCGCGACCCCAUGGACAACGUUCUUCCAGGUCUUCCUGUCCUCUACCAUCUUCUGGAGUCCAUUUAAGUUCACACCUACUGCUUCAGUGAUUCCAUCUAGCCAUCUCAUUCUCUGUCGUCCCCUUCUUCUAUUGCCCUCAAUCUUUCCCAGCAUUAGGCCCUUCUCCAGUGAGAAGAUUAGACUUAACAUUUACCAUAAAGUGGGUUUUUAUAUUGGGCAAUUCUUGGAAUUCUUAAUAGCUUCUGUUACUCUUGCAAUAACCUUAGUUAUCAGGGACCUGCAUCCUUGACUCUUUGUCUACUUAAUUUCCCAUUCUGGUAUCAGCAGAUAACAAAUUGGUCAGCUCUCUGGUUUAAUCUGUCACCAUUCUUUACUCAAAGAUGCCAUUUAAAAUUUAAAAACAGUGACAUAACCAUCCUGCUCAGUAGGUCAAUAAAUCUUGACCUUUUAUCAGUCAUAUAAAGGUAAAUGUUGACCUAUGGAGCAACUUCUCUGUUGUUUAAGACUAACAACUUUUGCUCCUCUGGUUUUUCUUGUUUGUAAACCAUAUACUUCAAUACAACAUAUUUACCCCUCUCUGCCUUAUUCUGAACUCUAUGCCUAUUAGAGUAACAGUCAUAUAGUUGAAUUCCUAUACUUUGCAUAUCAUGACUUUUGAGUUUGUUUUUACAGAAAACAAAAAGAUGGUAAAUAUUUUGAGGUAAAGGUAAGUGAGAAAUGAAAUCCCACUUUGCAGAUCAGAUUUAUACUUAUAAAAAGCAUAGUUGCUCCUCAUUUAACAACCGCAGUGGGGACUGGCAACUCCAUUGUUAAGUGAUGCAGCCAUUAAGUGAAACAUUGUGUAAGCACACCCAAUUUACAUCAGUUCUGCUAGCAUUUAAGUGAAUUACCUUGGACAUUAAGGGCAACAUCACAUGACCACAACUUGCGACCUUCUGCCAUCUUUACCAUUGACUUUGCUUGUUGGAAGCCAGCUGUGAAACUUGCAAAUGACGAUCCCAUGACCACAGGACAUUGCAACCAUUGUAACCGUGUGUUGAUUGCCAGGCACCUAAAUUGCAAUCCCAUGACCAUGGAAAUGCUGCAACCAUUGUAAGUGCUAAGGCUAGUUUUUUAGUGCUGUUGUAAGUUCAAACAGUUGCUAAACCGCAGUAGUUAACUGGGACUGGAUAGACAGCUUCCAUGCAGAGUCAUUUGCAUUUUAUCCUUGUCUCAGAUGCAUAGCUAUCAGAAGAAGGGGUUAAGUUUUGUGCAGCCAUGAUGGAAACCCCACCCCUCAUAUGUUUUGAGUGACAUUGCGAUUCAAAUACCCAAAAGCAAAGCUUGCAUCAUGACAUCACAAUGUAUGUUCUAUAAUUUUGGCAUUAUCACGGUUAGGAAUGGUUUUCUUUCUUGGAUGUACAUUAAUUCUCAACCAGCACAGAUAAAAUAUAGCCAGAGGGUGUUGAAGUCUAAUACACCUGGAGGACACGAGGUGGGGGGGGGGAAACUGAAUUAGGCACAGUAAAAAAUAUAAUAGUAGUUAAAUACAACAGCUCCUUGUCCAUCUUCAGACCAGGCAUGGCAAUAUUCAUUGAACCUUCAAAAGCUCAGCUCUGCAUCCGGUAACAGGAGAAGCUUCAUAGACUUGCCACAGAUAGGUAAGUUGCUUUAUUCUAGACAAGAAGGAAGUUAUAUAUAUGCAGAAGAUCUGCACAUUAUGUGUGUGAGAGGCAGCACAGCCCAGGAAUUAAAUCCUAAGUUUUUCCCUCCCAUUCUUUUUUGUUUUGUUUUUUUCCUGGCCUUGGGAACCAGAAGUAUCUAUUCCAUAUUAACCUGUCUCUGCCCUGAGAAUUGUUGCUUCCUGCCUCAUAGUUCAGCCCUUUUUCCAUCACAGCCAGGAUCUUCUAACAGAAGAAUGGGCACUUCAGUGGACACAACCCCAAAUCUCCUACCUACACUAUAUAAAUGCUUAUAAAUUAGCCAUAGUUUCAAAUUAUAAAAUAAUUGGUAUGAGUAGCUACCUCAUACUUGUUGGACGCAUGGAUGAUGUCUGUUCCCUGAAACUGUGAUCUGCUACAUCAGUGUUUCUCAACCUUGACAAUUUUAAGGCAUGUGGACUUCAACUCCCAGAAUUCCACAGCCAGCAUUGCCUUAAAAUUGCCAAGGUUGAGAAACACUGUGCUACAUCUUCAAUAUAACAGGAAGACCCAGCUUGGGCCAAGACUUGUUUCCAUUGACUUGCAUGGCUUAGAGAUGCCUUUAUGCAAAUAAAUCUGUGAUGGAAAGAUGUACUAGUCAGAGGUAUUAUGCCAAAUCAUAUUUGCAUGCAAUAAGCUUAGCAUGCAGAUUGUUCCUGUGCAAAAAUUAGGUGGGUAGAAUGUGAUUAGUCUUUCCAUAGGGACAUAUGGAUGGUGCAUAUAUAUCUCCCAGCCUCCACAAACAGCCAAGCAAACUUGCAGAAAGCACAACUGCUUUCAUGAUUUGAAGAGAAAGCUUCAUUUCUGCUACAACAUGUUGUGAAAUCCCUCUUUCAAAUGUCUUGCGCAACCAAACCAUUUAUCUUGACUAAUAAUAACUUGGGGAUAAGGCAAACAGUGGUGAGAUGAAGCCCAUGGCUGCCAAAAUUAUAUGGCCAGAGUUAUAGAAUUUGAGUUGCAAAAAUCUGUUAAAGAAUAUCCUGUAUCUCCAGUCUGUACCGUGACUGAAUGGAACUGUGAAAAGAUGUCAGGAUAUAUAUUAUAAAAACACACAUUUAACCAUGGUGGGAGAUUAAAACCACCAUUACUGUAAAGUCAUUACUGAGAAGGACCUUUGUCCCAUCUGUGUCAAGGAAACUCUGAAGUAAAAGUAGAGAAAUGGAAGAAAGCCCCUCUUGUUCCUCAAGAGAAAGAUUGGGAAGUAUCUGGGAACUGCAGCUAAGGCUGGGAAAAACACUAAAUAAGAUUGGGGUUUAUGAAUCGGGUCUCAAAUGACUGACUUUCUGAAGUGUUCAUUAUUUGACUUUUUGUAAAAAUCAUACUUCUCCGAGGGCUCCAAGUUGGAUCAUUCUGGGAAUUGGUAUCUGCACAUCUUAAAAAUUGCCAAGGAUGAGACAGGCUGAUUUGGAUCAUAUAGUUUGGAGGUAUAGUCUUGCAAAAAAACAAAACAAAAAACAAAAAAACAAACAACCUUGUUUGUUUGCUUGGGACUUUGAGCGAACAAGACUUGCCCCUUUUUAUUUGUGUCUUUAUACAGGGAGCCUUUUUUUGUGUUGCUCAUCCCAUCGGCUUUCUUUACCUAGCUAGCGCUCUGUUCCGAGAAGGGAGAAGCCUUGGCCCGAAGUCCUGACGCCCAGUAGACUCAAGUUACAGGGAAAGGAGGUGGCCCUAUGCAAAUGAAGGAGGCCGUAGGAAAAACAAAAGCACCUGACAGACCUGGGAAGUUAAAUGGAAAGCGGAGAGGAUGAGAUUCCCGCCCAGCAUACAAACCUACCUGUCCUGGCUACUCUUUCACUGCUCCGGGACACCUGAGCGAUGUAACCCAGAGAAAGAGAAGCUGCCGCUUUGCGUGGGAAACGGUGCCCGACCCACGCGGGGCUCUUAGGUGGCCACCGUCAGCUGAAAGUUGCUGGCUUGGGUUCUUUUGGUUUAAUUAAGAAAAGAAGCCGGUAUCCAGCUGCAACAUUUUCUGCUUCAGAUCGUACCCUCUUUUCAAAAGAGGAAGCCGAAGGGUGCCCUUUUCGGCUCCUCAAGCCAUGCCGCCCCAGGAGCUCUUGGAUUACUCGCCCACCUUGCGAAGGAGCAGCUGCCCCAGCCGAGGCAGCGGCUCGGAGCUGGGCAUUAAAUGUGUCCUCAUCGGGGAUGGAGCCGUGGGCAAAACCAGCCUGAUUGUCAGCUACACAACAAAUGGAUACCCAGACCAGUACCAGCCGACUGCACUGGACACCUUCUCAGUUCAAGUCUUGAUUGAUGGUGCACCCGUUCGUAUCCAGUUGUGGGACACUGCAGGACAGGAAGACUUUGAUUGCCUCCGCUCUCUCUGUUACUCUGACACAGAUGUCUUUCUGGUUUGCUUCAGUGUUGUAAAUCCCACCUCCUUCCAAAACAUUACAGAAAAAUGGAUUCCAGAAAUAAGAACUCACAAUCCCCAAACACCAGUGGUGCUAGUAGGGACACAAGCUGACCUGAGAGAUGAUGUUAAAGUCCUAAUCAGCCUGAACCGCUACCAUGUAAAACCUGUGCCGAGAACGCAAGCAGAAGGCCUGGCUGAAAAAAUCCGGGCUCAGACUUAUGUAGAGUGCUCUGCUUUGACUCAAAAGAAUCUGAAGGAGGUUUUUGACACAGCCAUUGUUAGUGCAGUUGAAUACAAAGCCCAGCAGGAAAAGAAGAUGACAGCCAAAGGAAUCAAAACUCUCUCUAAAUGCCGAUGGAAGAAAUUCUUCUGCUUUGUCUGAAACUGACUCCAAUAAGAGACAUUUGUAACCCAAAGUAGCCUGGAGCAUAAUCUCUUGUUGGAUUAUGGUGAAACUUGCCUGGGAGACAAGACAUAGAAGUGUAGCAAUCAAAUGGUCCAUGCUACCUUCAAACAUCUGCAAUGGGAUGGUCUGAUGCUGAUGUACUGAGUCCAGCAGCCAAGUUAAUUUAUAUAUAUAUAUAUUCCAGGCAAGAUGACCAGUUUUUACAGCUUUUGAAGGCUUGACAGCAUAUUAAUUGAACAAAUUAAUUAAAUCUGGGAGUAGCAGUCCCAACUUGCCUACAGGGCACGAGAGCAGGGAAGGUUGAAUGAAACUUGAUUUAACGCUUCAGUUAAAUAAAUUUGAGAGUUAUAUCUCAUUUUCAAGUUAUAAUAAUGAAUAGAGGGGUUUCUUGAUGCAGAACUAAAACUUCCACUUCAGCCCUCUUAAAAGUAAAAGGAAAGAAAAGAAGCCCUCAAGAUAUAACUGAGGAUUAAUCCACGUUUGGGGUGAAGAGUGGCUAUGUCACACCCUUAAAACAACACAAUAUUUCUCAAUGAAAUUAUGUGGGGAAAAUGCCUAUGGCUCAAAAAAGUGCGAUGUAGUGCUACUCUAAGAAUAUUUGGAUUUACAUGUGAAAAGCAUACCACAAACUGAAAUAUUGUAGAAAAUAUGUAGCUAGAUAUGUUGGAUGUUUGAGUGUGAAAUAAUUUCUGAACAGGAAAUAUAGUCUGGGCAUCCACUGAAAAAGAUUGAUGCGGUGAUUUGCUCUGAUGUAAACUGUCUGUGUGAACAAACUUUCUGAUUCUCUUUUAAACUCAUCCUUAGAAAGUAUUUUAGCCUAAUCAAAGUUUAACCUGUUCAAACUAAGUUCAAGAUUAGAAGUCCAGCAGCUCUUGAGUAUGCAUUUUUUUCCUCCCUAAAUUAUGUCCUCUUCAUACAGUAUAUUCUUGGACUUUCCAUGCUAGGCAAACUGAUACUGUAUUGCCUAUUUGAAUAAGAUGCCAUCCAGUACCAUGCCAAUAAUGCUGUUUGGCUGGAAGGAAAUGAGCAAUUCUUGUUAUAUCAGGGAUUGGGCCCUAAAUCGUAUUCCUUUGUAUUUCACUGCUAAUACUGAAGGCUUUAAUGUUCCCUCCCUGAAACCUGUAGCAGAAUAAUCAGGUUUACCAAGUUAGCAAUUAAUAUUUAUGUUGUGUAACUAUUACAGCAAGAUGAAGUUUACAUCUGAGAUGGAAAGAUAACCACACAUUAAAAAGACUGAAUUAAAAGCAUGCCAACCAAAUCUCAAAGGGAACGUAUGACACAGUAUUUUCCAAAAUAAUAAAGCAGCAUCCCCAACCUGAUGUUCUCUGCUGUAGGUACAUUGGGAUACAAUGCUCAUAAAUCUAUAGUCCAACUAUGAUGAAUGUGUAUAAAGGGGGAAUAAUCCAGCACAUCUGAAGAGCAUUAAUUGAGAAGAACUGUUCUCCGGGCAUUGAUAAUGUUGACUCCAAAGUGCUAGAGCAAUGGUGGCGAACCUAUGGCAUGGGUGCCAGAGGCAGCACUCAGAGCCCUCUCUAUGGGCACGCACACUAUUGCCUCAGUCCUAGACCUUCAGCUGGGUUUUAUAAAACCUUUUCGCUUUAGGC
This is a messenger RNA of Crotalus tigris (Tiger rattlesnake), 7796 nucleotides long. It is a transcript of the gene RHOV, whose product is annotated as ras homolog family member V. The transcript is spliced from 3 exons. Gene Ontology annotation, molecular function: GTP binding; GTPase activity. The record is from RefSeq and is a predicted model, not a curated record. The coding region runs from base 5470 to 6168 and encodes 232 amino acids. Lineage: Eukaryota; Metazoa; Chordata; Lepidosauria; Squamata; Viperidae. Gene Ontology annotation, biological process: small GTPase-mediated signal transduction.